UUGGUUUCUGGCCCUUCUUCCUUCGCCAUGCUGUGCUGCUCCCAUUUCAGAGACUUUCACGGUCUCAGUUAGGUCUCCUGUCUCCGUCCAGAGAGGCCAUGUCGCUACCUUACCCUGCUGGCUCACUUCCUCUCAGAGUGCAGAAGAUAUGGAAGUGCGCUGGUAUCAAGGGGGAGCUCAGAAGGAAACUUCAAUCCUGCUUUAUAAGGCAAAAGGUGUAGACUAUACAUCCCAGAAAGCUUCAUACACUGACAGAGUCUCAUUUGGCUUAAAAGACGGAACAUCAGGUGGAUUAAAGACAGGUGACAUCAGCCUGAAGCUGCAAAACGUCACACUUGAAGACACAGGAAAGUACACCUGCUUUGUCAGCAGCCUUGCGGAUUAUGACAGUGCAUCUGUCAGUCUGAUCGUGAGAGAAACCGGGCGUCCUCCUCUCCUUUCAGCCACGAUGAAAGACGAUGACAAAGUUAAUGUGAGCUGUGAAUCUGAAGGCUGGCAUCCGAAGCCUGAGCUACGCUGGUCAGACAGGACAGAAGCUCUCACUUCUGCCGAUGUGUCGUUCAGCAAAACCUCGGCUGGUCUUUAUACAGUCCGCAGUUGGCUUCUGGUCCCCAGUUCGUCUGAGGUCUCCUGCGCUGUUGGGUUUGCCAGUGAAGUGCCAAAGGAGAUCAAAAUGCAGCUGACAAAUUCAUUACCAGAAGAGUCUGGAUCCUCCUCGGCUGGAUGGGUGGCCUUUGGGAUACUUCUAGCAGCUGUAUUAGCUGCAUCUGGAGCCCUGUACUUCCUGUACUUCAGACGGAAAGCUAACAAAUCAAGAAAUGACACAACUGAUGGGGCACAACUCAUGAACAGUCCUGAUGACAUUGAACCACUUUUGUCUAAAGCAACAUGGUCAUCAGCAGCUCUAUCAGAGGCUUCCAAGCAUUAUGUGAAUGUUCAACUCAUGGACACAGGCAAUCAGUGGAUAAAAAUCAAGGGUUCUAAACUGAGAGAUAGUGAGGCAAAUCCUCCAGAUGGAGACAGAGUUACCUCCCUCACAGCAGUCAGAGGAUCUCCUGGCUUCACUUCUGGACAACACUACUGGGAGGUUUCCUUAGCACAUUCAUAUUCAGACGCCAAGAAGUCCUGGUGGAUCGGAGUUACAGAUAAACAACAAAUCCCUGAUGAUAAAAGUUUGUCUCCAACCAUAAAUAAUGGAUUCUGGUUCCUGUCUUCUUGCCCCAACCAAGAGCGUACCGUUCAGGUUAACACUGACCCAGAGGUGUACUUUCCUUUAGAGCCAAGACCAAAAACAGUCGGUGUGUAUUUGGACUACGACAAUGGAAAGCUCUCCUUUUAUAAUGUUGAAGGUAAAUGUCUAAUUGGAUCUCUGGCAGCUAAGUUCACAGGAGAACUGUUCCCGCUUUUUAACCCUGGGAAAGGUGACCGAUCACCUAUGGAGGUAUUACAGAGAGCUGAGGAGGUUCAGUCUAACAACAUUAUUACUGAGGUACAAAUACUGAACACUGAGCAGGAUCAAUCAGUUAAGCCUGAGAAAUCACAGGCAGAAAGUUCAAAGUAGAACAAUGAAAGGAACGCUGUGUAGUGUAACGUUGUCCUGCAUGCAGUAAGUCCAGAGUAAUAAUUUUCAAUUUGGGAAAAAAAUUAUUUACAUCUAAAUGAACCUGUUUUACUUCUACUCACAGGAAGUACAAGAUAUGUUUUUGAGCUUUAUUAGGUAAAAACAAACAAACAAAACACUGAGCAUGAGUGAGUUAGGACAUUGUUAUAGAAAAACAUAUGACAGGCUGAACUUUUGAGUUUGAGUUUUUUAAUUGUAUCACUAUUAUAAAAUCCUUCAGUUUUCACUCAGUUGUUUUAGGUUUUAAGGCUAAUCUUUUGGCAUUUGCUGCAUCUCAAACCCUCGUUUUCCUACUCAGCUGCAAUUGUAGAAUCAAAGUGAAAAAGGCUCCAUACUUUUCCCUUCUUAACUUGUUAUGCUCUAAAGGCCUUUUGAUGAACAUUCAAACACUUUGAUAACCAAAAGAUUGUUAAGCACAAGCAGUUCUGAUUGUUUUAAUUAAAACUAAUAG
Fundulus heteroclitus (mummichog) is the source of this 2072-nucleotide messenger RNA. Its product is annotated as cabz01076234.2. NCBI's taxonomy places the organism in Eukaryota, Metazoa, Chordata, Actinopteri, Cyprinodontiformes, Fundulidae. The coding region runs from base 149 to 1561 and encodes 470 amino acids. The transcript is spliced from 9 exons. The record is from RefSeq and is a predicted model, not a curated record. Gene Ontology annotation, molecular function: protein binding.